Messenger RNA from Elaeis guineensis (African oil palm), 2561 nucleotides. RefSeq names its product probable E3 ubiquitin-protein ligase ARI8. Gene Ontology annotation, molecular function: zinc ion binding; ubiquitin-protein transferase activity. The record is from RefSeq and is a predicted model, not a curated record. Gene Ontology annotation, biological process: protein ubiquitination. Lineage: Eukaryota; Viridiplantae; Streptophyta; Magnoliopsida; Arecales; Arecaceae.
UACUGUUUGCCCUCCAUUCCCCCCUGCUCCCCCUUCCCGCAUAUAAAAUGUCCACGAGAUUCCUCCUUUCCAGUAAAAAUCCAACACCCAAACCCGAGCUGCCCCCCUCUCGAGAAUCCAUCGCCCUUCCCCUUUCCCUUCUCUCUUCUCUCUCGCGCUCCAAGCUCCCACCAUUCCCUUCCCCAAACCCGAUCUCCUCGCCCUCUUCUUCGAUUGGAUCCUCCGUAUCGCGCCGGUCCUCCAGAUUCUUGCCCUAAUCGCGCGUUCCGGCGGAAUUCUAGGGUUUUUGGGGCGCCUGGGGGCUCGGGAACGGGGUCCAGCGGGGAGAGAUGGACUCGGAGGACGACAUGCACGACGCCAACGAUCUGGAGUCCCUGGACGACGACUUCUACAGCGGGGAGACCGCGAUGGGCAGCGACGAUGGGGACGCCGGUUACGAUUUCGUGGAUAACGAGUCGGACGACUCCGAGGACAUCACCUCCCAUCGGCAGCAGCAAAACUAUACUAUUUUGAGUGAAGCUGAUAUACGGCAGCAUCAGGAGGAAGACAUAAAUAGGGUCUCUAUUGUACUUUCAAUAUCAAGGUCUGCAGCAUGCAUCCUUCUGCGCCAUUAUAACUGGAGUGUUAGUAAGGUGCAUGAUGAAUGGUUUGCAGAUGAAGAAAAUGUUCGGAAGGCUGUUGGCUUGUUGGAGAAUCCAGUGGAAAUGCAAAAUGCUAGGGAACUGUCUUGUGGAAUUUGUUUUGAAAACUAUCCCCAUAAUAACAUGAGUGCUGCUGCUUGUGGCCAUCAUUUUUGUGGUUCAUGCUGGAGAGGUUAUAUUGGUACAUCAAUAAGUGAUGGCCCAGGAUGCUUAACGUUGCGAUGCCCUGAUCCAUCAUGUAGUGCUGCUGUUGGUCAAGACAUGAUUAAUGUAUUAGCAACUGAUGAAGAUAAGGAGAAGUACUCGCGCUAUCUUCUUAGGUCUUAUAUUGAAGAUAACAGAAAGACAAAAUGGUGUCCUGCUCCUGGUUGUGAUUUUGCAGUGGAAUUUGUGAUCGGUAGUGGAAACUAUGAUGUUUGUUGCAAUUGUUCAUACAACUUUUGUUGGAAUUGUACUGAAGAAGCUCACCGGCCUGUGGACUGUGGCACAGUAGCAAAGUGGAUAUUAAAGAAUAGUGCAGAGUCUGAAAACAUGAACUGUUUGUUUUUCAGGAUAUUAGCUAACUCCAAGCCCUGUCCAAAGUGCAAGCGUCCUAUUGAGAAAAACCAGGGGUGUAUGCAUAUUACAUGCACACCUCCUUGUAAAUAUGAGUUUUGCUGGUUAUGUCUUGGUGCAUGGUCAGACCAUGGGGAGAGGACUGGUGGUUUCUAUGCUUGCAAUCGUUAUGAAGCAGCCAAGCAGGAGGGGGCGUAUGAUGAAUCUGAAAGGAGAAGAGAAAUGGCUAAAAACUCUCUUGAGAGGUACACACAUUAUUAUGAGCGAUGGGCCACCAAUCAAUCAUCAAGGCAGAAAGCACUUACAGAUCUACAUAGUAUGCAAACUGAAAAGCUUGAGAAGUUAAGCGACAGACAAAGCCAACCUGAGUCCCAGCUCAAGUUCAUAAUAGAAGCCUGGUUACAGAUUGUGGAAUGUAGACGAGUAUUAAAGUGGACAUAUGCAUAUGGUUACUACCUGCCUGAGCACGAACAUGCCAAAAGACAAUUCUUUGAAUAUUUGCAAGGUGAGGCUGAGUCUGGGUUAGAGCGUCUUCAUCAAUGUGCAGAGAAGGAGCUCCAAGUCUACCUUGAUGCGGAAACUCCCAUGAAGGACUUCAAUGACUUCCGUACAAAGCUUGCUGGCCUAACCAGUGUAACUCGAAACUACUUUGAGAAUCUUGUUCGAGCCCUGGAAACUGGCUUGAAGGAUGUGGGCUCUUCCAAUAACCAGGCCACAUGCAGCAAGACUUCGAGCUCCAAGUGCCUGGGAGGCAAGAGUAAAAGUGGAAAGAUAAAGGCUGGUGGGACCAGCUCUAAAUCUGGUGGUCCUAGCCGCAGCUUGGAUGAAAGCAAUCUCUGGUCAUGUGAUCAGUGUACCUAUGCCAACCCCAGGUCCACGAACAUGUGUCAGAUGUGUGAGCAUCGCCGAUAGACCAUGUAGAGCUUCCUCCUGCAUCCAGAUAGCAUUUUAUCUGUAAAAAUCCUCUCCCUUAACCUGUUCCACUGGCCUGACUUGUUGGUAGAAUCAUGUUCCAUGAUGCUGGCAAGAAUGUAUUGUUAAUCUCCUCCUAGGUUGUGAGUGUUAGAGGAAGUGGAAUAAAAAAGAGAGGAAGGGAAAACAAAGGAAAGGAAGGAAGCAAAAAGCUGCCUCUUCGUAUAGUGUUCUGUUUCGUGAUCAGAAACAAGUGAAACAUUGGCUCAUUCUCUGUAUAUAUAUUUAUCUCUGUAUGUGCUUCCCUUGCUUAAUUUAGUCAGAGUCCAGCAUGCUCAGUUGUUGCAAUAAUGAAUUACCCUGAGAAAACAGAUUAUGCCUCAAUUUUUUUCCAUGGUCUGAAUCAAGGUAUGUACCAGUAUAUUAAUGGAAUUAGGUAAACUAUCUGAGUUA